CGCCAUUUCGCGUCAGCGUCACAGUCGCAAUAAUUGAUCGAGUUGAAGACCGAGACGCCCUCGUUGGGAAAAAUUAGAAGUUAUAGUUUUCCCAUUUGCGGGAUCCAGCAAAAUGCCGCCGCCCGAUAAGAAGGCUAUUGCAGACGGGAAGCUGAUUCAGUCCUACCUGAACAACUACAAUGCUACCAAUGAGACACCCGUCUUGGACUUGAACGGUGAGGGUGCUGAUGCAGACGAGGUUCCCACCAAUGGCGUCACCUACUUCGUCGACGAGCAAGGCCGUUACUACUACCAGCAGGGAGAGAACCAAUCUAUCAUGUCUCUCCCCACACCGGACGAUAAUGAUGAGGGUAUAGCGGAGGAUGAGAACAACCUCAUGGAGGAAGGGUAUCAGACGGUGACGCUGGUGCCCUCGGAGACAGGGUCCGGGGAAGUCAGCUAUGUGCUGGUGGUGCAGGAGGAAUCGAAGCCGGUGCUCAAUGUGGAUAUCAAGAUUGACCAGGAGGAGGAAGAGGACAAAGGCAACGAUGACGUCUACAAUUUCGAGGAGGAGGGCGCCGAGGAGGCCUCCGAAGAGGAGGAAGAGGGCGCCAAGCGCAAGAAAACGCCAAGCAAGCGGCGCAACAUACGCUCCAAGUUCACUUGCACCUUCUGUAACUAUACCAGCCACCGACGCUACCUCCUCCUCCGACACAUGAAGACCCACUCCGAAGACCGGCCCUAUAAGUGCAAGGUCUGCGAACGGGGCUUCAAGACCAUGGCGUCCCUCCAGAAUCAUGUCAACAUGCACAAUGGGGUCAAACCUCAUGUCUGCAAGUAUUGCAACAGUCCGUUCACCACCUCAGGCGAGUUGGUGCGACACGUCCGCUACCGGCACACGCACGAGAAGCCCCACAAGUGCACCGAGUGCGACUACGCCUCUGUCGAGCUGUCCAAGCUGCGGCGGCACGUGCGCUGCCACACCGGCGAGAGGCCCUACCAGUGCCCGGACUGCACAUACGCGUCCCCGGACACCUUUAAGCUGAAGCGUCACCUGCGCACGCACACCGGUGAAAAGCCGUACAAGUGCGAUAGCUGCAACAUGUGCUUUACGCAGUCCAACUCGCUCAAGGCGCACAAGCUCAUACACAACGUGGCCGAGAAACCCGUGUACCGUUGCGAGCUGUGCCCCGCCAAGUGCGGGCGCAAGACCGACCUCAGGAUCCACAUACAGAAGCUGCACACCUCGGACAAGCCGCUCAAGUGCAAGCGCUGCGGGAAGACCUUCCCCGACCGCUACUCCUGCAAGCUGCACAACAAGACUCACGAAGGCGAGAAGUGUUUCAAGUGCGAACUGUGCCCGUACGCGUCGACCAUGCUGCGCCACCUCAAGUCGCACAUGCUCAAACACACCGACGAGAAGCCGUUCGUGUGCACCGAGUGCGACCAGAGCUUCCGUCAAAAGCAGUUGCUGCGGCGGCACCAGAACUUGUACCACAACCCGGACUACGUUCCCAAGCCGCCCAAGGAGAAAACGCACGCAUGCCACGAGUGCAAACGGACUUUUGCGCACAAGGGCAACCUGAUCCGACACUUGGCCAUCCACGAUCCGGACUCUGGGCACACCGAGCGCGCCCUCGCGCUCAAGAUCGGCCGCCAGCGCAAGAUCAAGUACAUGCAGCCGCGCGCGCAGCCUUCGGAACUAUGCCCAGAGGAAGCGAACGACUCAGACGACAACAACAUGGUGAAGCUCGGGCUCACGUCCAACGAGCUGCGGCGCGGCGAGCUGGUGACCGUGGCCGACGGCGACGGCCAGCAGUACGUGGUGCUGGAGGUGAUCCAGCUGGAGGACGGCACGGAGCAGCACGUGGCCGUGGUGGCGCCCGAGUACAUCGAGUGCGAGGAGCCCGCGAUGUCCGCGGAAGAGGAAGAAGAUCAAGAAGAACAGGAGGAGUCCGUGGCGAGCGGCGGCGAGGAGGUGCGGCACAAGGAGAUGGAGACCGUGAUGGAGAAAAGCAUCAAGCUCGAGAAGGAUGUCACCACCUGCUUCGGCUUCGAUGAGGACGACGAAGGGGACAACGAUGAGGACUACGAAAUGCUGGAGGCGAGAGGAUAAUACCGCUAGUGACCUGACUAAAGUGACCGUGACGGCAGUGACGUUUCCACAGCGGCGGCUUACGAGUCAAGUGCAAACGUAGGCGGUAAACGGGUUUAGGCUUCUUAUGUAGCCCACAAGAGGACAGAACAAACGUACGAGAUUGUACAACUUGCUUUGGCGUGACUAUUAAAUGCUGCACCUGGCUAAAGUGCCAGUAACGGCAAAGACUUAGCAACGGCUUACGAGUGAAGUGCACGCAAACGUAUAGGCGACAAAACAUGGCUUGACCGGGCAAAGACGUUCUCACAGCGAGUUAAAGCCUGGUUCCGUAGCCGAAUGGCAUUUCUGCGACGCGAAACGAAAACGAAAUCAAAAAUCAAAAUAGUUUAUUGAUACAGUGAAACUAAUGAUUAGACAUGAUAUGUUACAAUAUUACUUAUAGUUAAACACUGCUAAAUAUUAAAAAAAUAGAUGUUGCCUGUAACACCUGCACAAGGCUAUGCCUGAAUCGCAGGAUGUCACUUUUCCUGGAUUGCCAGUUAUAAUGAUUAUACCGCGAAAGGUAGUCGUGACUCUGUCGCGCCAAUAUUUUCAUAUUUAUAUUUUUUCAUAUUUAUUUAUUCCAAUCAAUUGGCACUGACAGAUUAACCUUACGUGCUAAUUGGCAUUAUAUAUUACUUAGUGUCUAACAUGCAUUAAUUACUAUUAAUAAGUUACAAAUGAUACAUCAAUAAUUAAUUAACAAUAUCAAAUUUAAAUACAAUUAAAAUAUACCAAAUAAAUAUUAAAACAAUGUCAUAAUGUACAAUUAGAA
Leguminivora glycinivorella is the source of this 2891-nucleotide messenger RNA. RefSeq names its product transcriptional repressor CTCF-like. Gene Ontology annotation, molecular function: RNA polymerase II cis-regulatory region sequence-specific DNA binding; DNA-binding transcription factor activity. NCBI's taxonomy places the organism in Eukaryota, Metazoa, Arthropoda, Insecta, Lepidoptera, Tortricidae. The record is from RefSeq and is a predicted model, not a curated record. The transcript is spliced from 16 exons. Bases 113 to 2095 code for a protein of 660 amino acids. Gene Ontology annotation, biological process: regulation of transcription by RNA polymerase II.